UUUCUACAAUGGAGGGAUCAACGUCAAGCUAUGACUAUUUCUAUUCUUUCAGUACAGAGGCUCCUGAAGAGAGCUGCCCUACCAAAGAGCUGCCUUACAAGAGCAUUGUCUUGCCUGUUCUAUAUGUUACUGUAUUCCUUGUGGGGAUUGUUGGCAAUGCCCUUCUGAUAGGAGCCUUAAUCUUCAAACAACGUAUUUGGAGGCUAAUUGAUAUCUUCAUUGUCAACCUGGCAAUUUCUGAUUUUAUUUUUCUUAUCACGUUGCCCUUUUGGGUGGACAAGGAAAUAUAUUCUGGACUCUGGAGGUCAGGCUCUUUUGUCUGCAAAGGAAGCUCCUACAUUAUCUCGGUCAACAUGUACUGUAGUAUCUUCCUACUAACUUGUAUGAGCUGUGACCGGUACCUGGCCAUCAUGCACCCAUCAGCAGCACGGAAGAUCAGAACAAGGCUCUACUCCAUCAUCCUUUGCGUCGGUGUCUGGAUUCUGUCCUGCCUGCUGGGUUUGCCAACACUUUUGUCCAGAGAGCUGCGGAGAUUCGAUGACAACCCAUAUUGCGUGGACAAGGACACCGCAUCCAGUCAACGGAUUGAGUCACUGCUGCUGGUGGUUUUUGCCUUCUUUGUUCCUCUGUUCUGCAUCUUAACAUUUUAUUGCUCUAUCACCAAAAAACUCUGUGUGCAUUAUCAGAAAUCUGGGAAACAUGACAAAAAGCUGAGGAAAUCCAUCAGAAUUGUCUUCAUCGUAGUGAUUGCUUUUGUUUUCUCAUGGGCACCUUUCAAUGUUUUUAAGUUUGUAGCUCUAACGUUUGGCAUCCAGAAUGUGAAACCUCCUUUCUGCCUUCCCUACAAAAUUGCCUAUCUGGGCAUGGAACUUGGUGGUCCAUUAGCAUUUGCCAAUAGCUGCACAAACCCUUUCAUCUACUAUUACUUUGAUGACCACAUCCGUAGGGCCAUGUUGCGAUGUAUAUUUCCAUGUAUAAAGACCAGCAGUCUUAGAACCAGUUCAGAUACUUCAGAUAGUCACCUGAGCUACACCUUGACUGCAUUUGCCCAUGGUGAAGAUGCUUCCAGGAAGAGAAGGAGGUCAGUUUCAUUCUGAAAAACUGGCAUCACUUUGAAGGUUCCAUUGCUCAUAAAUCAAAACGAGGGAUUAAAAAUGGGGCAGGGGCUGGGAGGGGGAUGAAAAUGUGAGAAAAUGAAAAGUAAGGUUGAAAAAGAAAUUACUAAUGAGUUAAUUGUGAUAUGAUAUUAUUUUGGGAAUGGGAAUGGCACAUUACUUACUUUUAGUUAUGUAGCAAAUUGCAAGGUUUAAUGGGAAUAUACUCUAUAAUCAUAGCAACAAUAAUGUAGUGUUACUAACUGGUAAGAGACAAAAUAAUAGAGGACCUUUGGUU
This is a messenger RNA of Sceloporus undulatus (fence lizard), 1392 nucleotides long. It is a transcript of the gene GPR15, whose product is annotated as G protein-coupled receptor 15. The coding region runs from base 9 to 1097 and encodes 362 amino acids. Gene Ontology annotation, biological process: immune response; G protein-coupled receptor signaling pathway. Gene Ontology annotation, cellular component: membrane. The record is from RefSeq and is a predicted model, not a curated record. Gene Ontology annotation, molecular function: G protein-coupled receptor activity. The transcript has a single exon. Lineage: Eukaryota; Metazoa; Chordata; Lepidosauria; Squamata; Phrynosomatidae.